Molecule: messenger RNA, 1266 nt
Organism: Vanrija pseudolonga
Lineage: Eukaryota; Fungi; Basidiomycota; Tremellomycetes; Trichosporonales; Trichosporonaceae
Gene: icl2
Product: Mitochondrial 2-methylisocitrate lyase
Exons: 1
Coding region: 1-1266 (421 amino acids)
Biological process (GO): carboxylic acid metabolic process
Molecular function (GO): isocitrate lyase activity
Source: RefSeq, a predicted model, not a curated record
AUGACCCUCGCCGCGCUCACCAACGGCGACGCUGUCGGCCAGACGGCCGCAGCCUUCAUGGCCUCCGCAACCCAGGCCGACAUCGCGCGCCCCUACACGCCAGAGCAGGUAGACCGUCUCUCGCCGGCUCUCGCGCGACCAGCUCCGAACACCAUGCCACUCGCGCUCCGCGCCACGCUCGAGGCGCACCGGGUGGCCUUCACCACCGCCCAGGUGCUAGGCACGGCCGACGCCGUCUCCCUCGACGCGGUCACCAAGGCCGGCGCGCAGGUCGGCUACGUGUCCGGCGCGGCGCUGAGCUUUGCCGACUGCGCUGACCCCGGCGCCGACCUGAGCGACUACCCGUAUGACACGGUAUCUAAGCGCGUGGCGCUGCUCACCUCGGCGCAGAGCUUCCAUGCGACGCUGGGCAGCGCCCUCGGGUCCCCUCGCCCCGCGAUCCCUCUCAUCGCUGACGCUGACUCGGGCUUCGGGCUCUUCAGCACUGUCAUGAAGGCGACGCGCGGGCUCGUCGACGCCGGCGUGGCAGGGUUCCACCUCGACGACCUGCUGCCCGGCUCCAAGCGGUUCGACCACGCCCACGGCCGCGGCGCCGUGCUCGUCCCGUUCGCAGAGUACUCGCAGCGCCUGAGCGCCGCCAAGCUCCAGCUGGACAUUAUGCGCUCCGAGGCCGUGCUCAUCGGCCGCACGGACGCGGUCGACGCGACGCAUAUAACCAGCAGCGUCGACCCCGUCGACAGGCCGUUCAUCCUCGGCGCGACGGUGCGCCUCGGGACGAGCUACGCGGCGUUUGUGUCCCCGUCUGAGGCGGAUCCCCACGCGUCGGCCGAGGACGGGGCGGCGUGGGUCGCCCAAGCGGGCUUGUGUACCCUCGACGAGGCGUUCGCCGCUGCCGCCCUGCACCUCCGCUCGAGCUUCACCGUCGCCUCGAUCGGGGUGAGCGUCUCCGACGCGAAACGCGUCGCAGACGACCUUCUGGCCGCUGCUGGCCUGCCGCGGCUUGAGUGGGAUCCCGAGGUCGCGCGGACGACGCAAGGAUGGUACGCUUACCGCGGCGGCGUGGACGCCGCUAUCGUCCGCAGCGUCCACGCCGCCCCCCUCGUCGACGUCCUCUGGGCAUGUACCUUCCAGCUCGACUUGACCCUUGCGCGGCGGUACGCUUCGGCGGUCAAGGAGAAAUUCCCACUCAAGUACCUCAUGUUCAACACGAGCCAUGCGCGGCGAGCGCAUGUGGCAUGUGAGUGUGUGGGCUUUGGGCUGUGCUGA